CCCAUGUGUCAAAUUAGUGUUUUAUCGCUAUCAUUUUUUGUUGUGUAAAAGUAUAAAUACUUUAUUUUUAUAAAGUUUAGUCCCCAGAAGAGAAGCCCAACAACAUAAUAUGUUUACUUCAAGCAAACACAUAUUCGCCGCAGUGUUGUAGUUUGUAGCCUAUAUCUUUAAAAGGUUGACGAGGAGAUGACGUCAGCAGAGCAAGCCCUCAAGGGGGCGCCAGGUACGAUCCCAAACUACGGCGCUGUAGAACAUGACCCUCUUCUGCCGGUGAUGGGGGAGCACUGUCGCGUAUACAGAGGGCGGUGGCUUGUGCUGACUUUAUUUGCUCUAUGUUCCUGCGCCAAUGCAGCCCACUGGAUCCAGUAUUCCAUCAUAGCUAAUGUGUGUAUGUACUAUUAUGAUGUCAGCGCCAUCUAUAUCAACUGGACGUCCAUGAUAUUCAUGGCUGUCUACGUACCAUUGGUCUUCCCUGCUUCGUGGAUUUUGGAGAGAAAGGGUUUGAGAGUUGCAGUGAUCCUAGGAGCCCUUCUGAUGUGUGUUGGUGCUUGGAUAAAAGUGUUUUCUGCUCAACCUGACAGAUUCGCCUUGACGUUCCUGGGCCAGACGGUUGUAGGUGUGGCUCAAGUGUUCAUACUGGGAGUGCCAUCUAGACUGGCGGCUGUGUGGUUCCCGGCACACCAAGUAUCUACAGCCUGCUCCAUUGGCGUGUUUGGGAACCAGCUGGGGAUUGCCAUUGGGUUUAUGGUGCCGUCUGCAGUAGUGGACGAAGUAAGAGACAAGUUCUUGAUCAGAGAACAACUUCAACUGCUGUACUUUGGCAUGGCUCUGGCACCGACCAUUAUACUAAUCCUGAUCGUCUUAUUGUUUGAAGCCCAACCACCAAUUCCUCCCAGUGUUGCUCAGCUGAUUUCUCGCAAGAAGGAGAGAGAAUGCAAAGACACAAACUAUCUCACCUCUGUCAAGCAAAUGAUUGGCAACUCAGACUUUUCCCUGCUUCUGGUCAGUUUUGGAUUCAAUAUCGGAGUCUUCUACGCUUACUCCACCCUGCUUAACCAACAGCUGGAAGGACUAACUUGGGGAAUCGAGAACACAGGCAGAGUCGGUCUCACACUUAUUCUCGGAGGAAUGGUCGGCUCAGUUGUCUGGGGCAUGGUGCUGGACAAGACUCACAUGUACAAAGAGACUACAGUUGGUAUAUACGUCAUGGCUGUGAUUGGAAUGUUGGGAUACACGCUUGCUCUGCAAUCUGAACGCUUAGUUCUAGUCUACUUCACAUCAGCGUUCCUUGGGUUCUUCAUGAACGGCUACCUAACGGUGGGCUAUGAGUACGGAGCAGAGUUGACGUUCCCUUCUACAGAGACAACGUCGUCAGGUCUACUAAACGCAGUAGGGGAGCUGUGUGGAGUAGCAGCUGUACUGGGGGCAGGGGUCGUGCUGGAGACUUACGGCCCCACUGCUACCAACCUCGCACUUACAGCUGUGCUGGCAGGGGGGUUGGCCACCCUGGCUCCUAUAUCUAGAGACAGGUUGAAAAGAUUGGCAGCAAGUAGAGUUCACCCCGAGGACAGCACAAUGAAUGAUCUUCAAAUCUAACUAAAAUGUUCCUAGGGUUAAUCUUGAUAACAUAAUUUGUUAAGUUUUGUAGAAUUUAUAAUCGUUACAUAGCAUUUAUUAUUUUUAUGUGCUACGUUUCUAUAAGAACAGACUUUUUGGAUAAGUUUACAUAUAAUUAAAGACAGAAAGUGAUAUGAUAGUUUUGAUUUAUUUAUAGGGUAGUUAUGGACAAUAUUAGAGUUAAUUACAUUUUAUUUAUAUACUUUAUUCACUAAAGAAUUUGCAAACUAAUUUUACCUCUUCUUUGCCACAAGUUUAAUUAAGAUCUUUAGAGCCAAUCACGUAUACACGUGUGUAAGUAAUUUUGUGUUGUCCAAAUAUAUAAAUGUUAUAGGUAAUAUUUGCAGUAUUUUAUAAAUUAGCUAUAGAACCAAUAUUGUAAUAGGCUAAGUUAUGAAACUAUUAAUUGUGAUAUUUCAGUAAGGACUUUAA
Molecule: messenger RNA, 2049 nt
Organism: Macrosteles quadrilineatus (aster leafhopper)
Lineage: Eukaryota; Metazoa; Arthropoda; Insecta; Hemiptera; Cicadellidae
Exons: 11
Coding region: 187-1596 (469 amino acids)
Biological process (GO): transmembrane transport; heme export
Cellular component (GO): membrane
Molecular function (GO): heme transmembrane transporter activity; heme binding
Source: RefSeq, a predicted model, not a curated record